Triticum turgidum subsp. durum (durum wheat) is the source of this 1353-nucleotide messenger RNA. The record is from the annotation of a GenBank genome assembly. Lineage: Eukaryota; Viridiplantae; Streptophyta; Magnoliopsida; Poales; Poaceae.
AUGUCGUUUCGUAGCAUAGCUCGUGAUGUUAGGGAUGGUUUCGGUAGCUUGUCGAGACGGAGCUUUGAUGUGACAAUCGCAAGCCUUUAUGGUCUUACUGGGCAUCACAAGGGGAAGGCUCAAAGUUCAUUGGAUGACUUCCUUGAUCCAGCUCCUGUAAUUCAAGAGAGUCGGUGGGCAAGUCUUCCUCCUGAACUCCUCCAAGAUAUCAUACGGAGACUGGAGGCUGAUGAGAGCACCUGGCCAUCCAGGAAGCACGUCGUCUGCUUCGCGGCUGUUUGUAAGACAUGGAGGGAAAUGUGCAAAGAGAUUGUGCUGAGCCCUGAGUUCUCUGGGAAGCUUACGUUCCGAGUCUCUCUAAAGCAGCCUGGUCCUCGAGAUGGAAUGAUUCAAUGUUUUAUAAAGAGGAACAAAUCAAAAUCCACCUAUCAGCUCUACCUGUGCCUUACCAAUGUUGUUACUGCAGAAUCUGGCAAGUUCCUCUUAUCUGCUAAAAGGAACCGCAAGACAUCUUGCACAGAGUAUGCCAUCUCAAUGGACUCUGCCAACACCUCAAGAUCGAACAGAACCUACAUUGGAAAGCUGAGGUCAAACUUCCUCGGCACAAAGUUUUUAAUCUACGACACGCAGCCCCCGUACAACGGGGCCGUAGUGCCACCUGUUGGAAGAAGCAGCAGAAGGUUCAACUCAACAAGGGUCUCUCCGAAGGUGCCUGCCGGCAGUUACAACAUAGCUCAGGUGACAUACGAGCUAAAUGUUCUUGGCACGAGAGGGCCUAGGCGGAUGCGCUGCAUCAUGCACUCCAUACCAGCCUCGUCGGUUGAGCCCGGCGGUGUCGUCCCCGGCCAGCCGGAGCAGAUCGUGCCUCGGGCCCUGGGCGACUCGUUCCGCAGCAUCACGUCCUUCUCCCAGUCGUUCCGCAGCAGCGCCACCUUCUCCAGGUCCAUCAUGGACCAGUCCAUGGACUUCAACAGCGCGCGCUUCUCCGAGAUCAGCGGCUGCGGCGGGGUGACGGACGGCGACGGCGAGGGCGAGGUCAAGGAGAGGCCGCUGGUGCUCCGCAACAAGCCCCCGAGGUGGCACGAGCAGCUGCAGUGCUGGUGCCUCAACUUCCGCGGCCGCGUGACCAUCGCCUCGGUGAAGAACUUCCAGCUGACCGCCGCGUCGAACCCGCCGCCCGCCGGCGCCCCGACCCCCUCGCAGCCCGGCCCGGUCGACCCUGAGAAGGUCAUCCUGCAGUUUGGGAAGGUCGCGAGGGACAUGUUCACCAUGGACUACCGCUACCCUCUGUCGGCCUUCCAGGCGUUCGCCAUCUGCCUCAGUAGCUUCGACACGAAACUGGCCUGUGAAUAA